UUGACGAACCUUGAGGUUCAAAUCGAAUGGAGAGUUUAGAAUUAACAGUGUUCUAAUCAAGUUGUUCUAAUCAGUUUUUGUGUCAGUAAAAUGAACAAACAAACGUUAGAUUCGAGCGUAAAAGGUGUCAGCACUGGGACCACCAUAUUAGCUGUCAAGUUCAAUGGAGGUGUCAUCAUUGGCUCUGACUCCAGGGCAUCUAUGGGAGGGUCAUAUGUGUCUUCAAAAACCAUCAACAAGCUUAUCCAGGUCCAUGACAGGGUUUUCUGCUGUAUUGCCGGAUCCUUAGCAGAUGCACAGGCAGUUACCAAAAUGGCGAAGUUCCAGCUGUCUUUUCACAGUGUGCAGAUGGAGUCUCCUCCUCUGGUGAUGGCUGCUGCCUCGGUCAUGAAGGAGCUCUGCUACAGCAACAAGGACGAACUCCAGGCCGGCUUCAUCACCGCAGGCUGGGACAGGAAGAAGGGCCCACAGGUGUACACUGUGUCGCUGGGUGGGAUGCUCCUUAGUCAGCCCUUCACUAUCGGGGGGUCGGGGAGCACCUACAUCUAUGGCUACGUGGACGCCAAAUACAAGCCAGACAUGAGCCGAGAAGAGUGCUUACAGUUUGCCACCAAUGCAAUUGCUCUGGCCAUAGGAAGGGACAAUGUGAGUGGUGGAGUGGUACACCUGGUUGUGAUCACUGAAGAUGAAGUCGAACAUGUGGUCAUUCCUGGAGACAAGCUUCCCAAAUUCCAUGAUGAAUAGAUAUAGAAUCUUGGUGCAAGAAUUUCCCUACAUUCAGUUCAGAUUUAUCAUUGAGUAACACCACAGAAUUGGUGUUGUACAUACAUAUUUUAUUG
Engraulis encrasicolus (European anchovy) is the source of this 839-nucleotide messenger RNA. Its product is annotated as proteasome subunit beta type-6-B like protein. Gene Ontology annotation, molecular function: threonine-type endopeptidase activity. The coding region runs from base 91 to 744 and encodes 217 amino acids. The record is from RefSeq and is a predicted model, not a curated record. Gene Ontology annotation, cellular component: proteasome core complex. Lineage: Eukaryota; Metazoa; Chordata; Actinopteri; Clupeiformes; Engraulidae. The transcript has 6 exons.